AUGAAUGGUGCCUUGGACCAGUCGGUCUUCACCAGGCCGCCCCUCGUCGCCCAGUCGUCGGCGUUCCAGAGGCUGGAGUAG
This is a messenger RNA of Spirodela intermedia, 81 nucleotides long. Lineage: Eukaryota; Viridiplantae; Streptophyta; Magnoliopsida; Alismatales; Araceae. The record is from the annotation of a GenBank genome assembly.